Molecule: messenger RNA, 3590 nt
Organism: Carassius carassius (crucian carp)
Lineage: Eukaryota; Metazoa; Chordata; Actinopteri; Cypriniformes; Cyprinidae
Gene: pard6b
Product: par-6 partitioning defective 6 homolog beta (C. elegans)
Exons: 3
Coding region: 209-1351 (380 amino acids)
Biological process (GO): centrosome cycle; regulation of cellular localization; establishment or maintenance of cell polarity
Cellular component (GO): cell cortex; apical plasma membrane; nucleus
Molecular function (GO): protein kinase C binding
Source: RefSeq, a predicted model, not a curated record
AGUUUAGAGCACGUUCUGUUGACAGGCGUCGCCGUUGCUACUCGAUUCCGAUAACAACACAAGCGAAGGCACGGAGCUGUCGCGAGGUACGCGCCUUUAACUGGAUUAAGCCGAGAAAAGCCGUUUUGGUUGGACAGAGCUGAAGGCGGAUGAGCGCAGCCCGCGGGAGGGCAACUGUGUUACUGCGGCGGGGUCCAGUCAGCGAAAGAUGAACAAAAACCACCGAGUGCCGAGCAACCGAACUCUGAACGCCGUGGAGGUGAAGAGCAAGUUUGGAGCAGAAUUCAGGCGUUUCUCUUUGGACCGGUCCAAGCCGGGACGCUUUGAUGAGUUCUAUGGCUUGCUGCAGCAUGUGCACCGGAUCCCCAAUGUUGAUCUGCUUGUGGGUUACGCCGAUGUCCACGGGGACCUACUGCCAAUCAACAAUGAUGACAACUACCAUAAAGCAAUCUCCAUGGCAGCGCCCCUGCUCCGUCUCUUCUUGCAGCGGAAAGAGGAGGCAGAUUACUCUGCAUUCGGCACGGACAGUGUGACCCGUAAGAAGACCCCAGCGGCGCUCGCAGCAGUCCUCCUUCGACCAGAUGCCAACAAGAAGAAGCCUCCUAUCAUCAUCAGCCUGCCUAAAGAUUUCCGGCCAGUGUCCUCCAUCAUCGAUGUGGACAUCCUCCCAGAGACGCACCGCCGUGUCCGCCUCUACAAACAUGGUCAAGAGAAACCAUUGGGCUUCUACAUCCGCGAUGGUUCAAGCGUGCGCGUCACACCCCAAGGCCUGGAAAAGGUCCCAGGCAUCUUCAUCUCCCGCAUGGUCCCCGGAGGCCUGGCGGAGAGCACGGGACUGCUGGCCGUCAACGACGAGGUGCUCGAAGUCAACGGCAUCGAGGUGAGCGGGAAGUCUUUGGACCAAGUCACAGACAUGAUGAUCGCGAACAGCCACAACCUCAUUAUAACCGUCAAACCGGCCAAUCAGCGCAAUAACGUGGUACGCAGCAGCAGAGGUGGCAGCUCAGGACGAUCAUCUGACAGCAGCACCAGUUUUUAUGGUAACUCAACACCAGGUUCGAUGGCGAUGACCCCGUCCCAUAUUAUCCAGAACUAUGAACCGGACGAGGAGAGCGAGGAGGAGGAGGAUCUGGUGAUCGAGGCAGACAGAGGGGCUAAACUUUUUCCGCAGGCAGGGGCGCGGGCAACAGCCAGCACCAGCAUGCCCGCCCUGCCCAGAUACGAGCCCCACCUCGACCUCCGCCCCUCAAAUGGUACCAUGGCGAGCAGCAUGAGCACCAGGUCUCUGAAUGCCCAUGACAGGGGAUUAGAAGGGCGAAAUCUAGAGGAGGGCACAGUCAUUACACUGUAAAGACACACACAGCAUAUAAUCACACACACUUGCCAAUACAUACUUUUGUGUGCCAUAGGAUUGAAAAUGCAUGUCAGGAACAAAAGAGAAGGCCAGAAACCACAGCACCUUACAGCACUUCUCUAUAACAACAGGACCUUGAUGAGGUAGUUCUCAUCAUCAAACCCGUGGAGAGCAGCACAGCACCAAAAUAGCUAUUUCUUGAGUAAUAAUGAACUUCCUGAGUCAGUGCGAUUUAAUGAAUGCAGACGGCACCAUAUGAGUCAUGACAAUCUUUUUUUCCUUUGACAACCACACCCUUCAGAGCCACGAGGCUCUUGCGUUAUCAGAGAACAAAGUACAAUGGGUUUCACCCAUCCUCUGCGUUACCAUGGUAACUGAGUCUGGCUGCACUACAGAACUUCAGAAGGAACUGAAAUAAGCUCUUCAUCUGUUCCUGUCUGCAACACUAACACUCUCAGCGUACAGCUUCUUCGUGGUAAUCAAGGGAAUCUUGAACCUUUAGGCUUGAGUGAAUGUUUAGGAGAUAUUUUUAUGUGAGUGGACAGUUGUAGACUGCUGCCUCGGUUAAAAUUCAGAUGUCUUAUCAUCUCAGAAGUUUUUAAUCAUAGCCAAAAAGACAGAUGAUCAAUGUCAUAUUUUUCAUACUGAUAUGUUUUAUUGGUAUCACUUAUAUUUCUUUAUUACAAGGGCUAUCAUCCUGGUCUUUGCUACCUGUGGUUUAUUUUACCCAUUGAUCUUACUUGAUAACCCUGUCUGGGGUUUUGUAAUACAGAAAUAUCAAUAAUGUUUCAAGGGAGCGCUCGGAUGUGGACACUUGGUUGUUUCAUUUCUGAAGAGCGACUCUACCUUGACACUUUUCACUAAGGUUCAGCUUGUUAACAUUAGAAAGAUCAGCCGAAAUUAAUAUUCUGUCAUCUUUUACUCAGAUCUUGUGUCAUUUUAUAACUUUCUUUCUUCUGUGGAGCAUAAAAGCAGAUAUUUCCAUACAUGGAGAGUUCCUGUUGGGAACAUGGUGUGAGUAUAUGAUGACAGAAUUUACAUUUUCCUGGGAGUGAACUAUACAGUACACUUAAUGCAUUAGGUAUCUUAACCAACUAUUUAUAAUAUUUCUUACAUUAUCUAUGUUAAUUUCUGCAUACACUUAUAUUUACUUUUUAACAUUUAAGUUAAUGUUUAAAUAAACAUUAGAUAAUGCAUAAUGAGACAUGAACAAUAGUAUAUGUAUGAAUCAGCAUUAACCAGGAUUAAUAAAAGCUGUAAAAAUGGCUCACUUUUGGUUCAUGACACAUAACUCAUUAUUUAAUGUUAACAAAUUGAACCUUAUUUUAAAGUGUUACCUCUAACAAUAAGUGUUGCAGUCGAAUUACGGAGAAAACAACCCUUAAUUUGUAGUGAAUUACUAUGAAUAUUGAAUAUAUGCCAAAAUAUUCAGUAUCUUUCCCUCUUUAUAUGAAGAUUUUUUUGUUGUUGUUGUUUUUUUGGGAGCAUGUCAGCAGAGUACCAGCCAAACCCUUCAGAAAGUAUGUAACAGUUGGGUUAGUUGCAUCAUUACUAUGGGACAGACAUGCAUAAUUUAUUAUUAUUAAUAUUUUUUAAUUCAACUGGUUGAAAUCUGUUGUGAAGUCUAGUCAAAAAUGCACAAUUAAUCAUAUUGUCAUCUAAUGUCCAUACCCUUCACUCUCUGUGUACGGUAAAGUGAGGUCUUCCUACUUGAGUGAUAAUUAUUCUUUCUAAAAAUGACCUCUGGACAAAUGAACAAAUGUUAUGCUCUUACUUUGAAAGCAUUCCUUUAAGUUCAGAUGGCUGUAGGUACAUUUCUCCCCCUUUCAACCUUAUACAUACAUCAUAAUGAUAUGCAUGAUGUUACAGCUGUAAGCUUGUCAUAUACAAUACGAUCUUCUGAGAUCUCAAAGUGUGUGUCAGUGGAUACACUGGAAGAGACUGACGGGAGACAGAUGUGCCUACGCUCUUACGGUUAGGACCUGCUCUUAGAGAUUUAGCCGAAGUAGCCUUUCAUUAGAUCCCCUUUUUAUCACUUUCAUGGCACUUACAUUACCAAAAUCUGCUUAGAGUAGCACACGCACUGUAGCUGUGAUCAUACACACUUCAUCCUGAUCAUUCAUUUUUAUCGUACAAACGACAUAUUGAAUGAAGUCUUUAGCUGUGUUAAUUUAUUUUUAUAUUAACCACUACAUACGAUUUGGAAUUGGAAUCACAGAAAUUUUAUUUAUUUUAA